AGAAAGCUGAACUUGUCUGGGGCCAACCCCUAGGAGACUUUCUGUGGAACCAGUAGGGGCCAGAAUUUGGCUGGGUGCCACAUGUCCCCUUUGAAGGGAAGACCAGCCCAGUCUUUAAAGAGAUGAGGACCAAGGUCCAAAGCAAAGCCCCCAACUCCAGCUUAGGGGAUGUAGCCCCAGCUACCUGACCAGGGAGGCUGUAACUGUCCCCCCACCCCCAAAAUCCAGCCCAAACCAGCAAGGGCCUAGCCGUGCAAUUGGUCACGGGAACCUGGUACCAGGAAUUGAGACAGAGGAGAUGGGAAGGAAGGAAGGGAAAGUGGGUGGAGCAGGGUGGGGGUGGGGGCUAAUUUAUAUCUAUGCCCAGGGCUGGGUGCCCGCACAUGCGGCAUGCACUACCAUGGACAACUCAGGGUACAGCAAGUGGAGCAGUGAGCCUGAAGAACUCCCCAGAGGGUGCUGGAGAUGCUGGGGGUGGAAGUCCCUCUUGGUGGCCCCGGCACUAGUGGUCACGGUAGUCCUGUGGGCCCUUGUUCUGAGCAUCUUAUUGUCCAAAGCCUCCACAGAGCGUGAAGCAUUACACGACCACCAGGACCAGCUGUGGACAAAUGCCUCAAAGCAGAAGGCAGCACUGGGUGUCCUGGAGGAGGAGGUCGCAGUCUGCAGGACCUGUUGCUCUGAGGCACAGGACCAGCUGCAGACCACGCGGGGCGAACUCGGGGAGGCACAGAAGAAGCUAAUGGAGCAGGGGAGCGCUCUGAAUGAUCUGCGGGAGCGCAUGACAAAGGACUUAGCCCAGGCGGGCAGGGACCGUGAGGACAUCCGCAGUGAGCUGCUCCGGGCGCUGGAGGCCGCCAAGCUUGGGAACAACUCCUGCGAGCCGUGCCCCACGUCGUGGAUACCCUUCGAGGGCUCCUGCUACUUUUUCUCAUCGCAGCGAGACACGUGGCAAGAGGCGCAGAAGAGCUGCGCAGACCGCGGCGCGCACUUGGUGAUCGUGGGCGGCCUAGAGGAGCAGACCUUCCUGAGUCGGAACACGCGUGGGCUAGGCUACUGGCUGGGCCUGAAGGCAUUGCGACGCGAGGGCAGGAUCAAGGGCUACCAGUGGGUGGACGGCGUCCAGAUCACCUUCAGCCACUGGAACCAGGGGGAGCCUAAUGAUUCGCGGGGGAGAGAAGACUGCGUCAUGAUGCUGCGCACAGGGCUGUGGAACGAUGCACCAUGUGACAGCUUGAGGGAUAACUGGAUCUGUGAGAAAAGGCGCAGUUGCUGACUCCGCCCUGUGCCCUGGAGCCACGCCCACCGCCAUCAAUUUCACCACCCACCCACCACUGCUCAGACUUGCUCCCCCACCCCAACCCAGCCUGGUCCUCUACCUGCGCUCUGGGUCCUCGAUCCAACCUCACUGCACCACCUCACAGGCGGGUCUGACUGUGUUUCCACUGGCUCCCAAAUCCAGUUCCUAGCGCCUCCGCCCCGCCCCCCGCCCCAUUCAGGACCUGGGUGAUCUGACCACACCUCCCUCCCUAGCCUGGUUCAGGGGACUCAAGGAUGGAGCUGUUUGUUUUCCCUGCAUCUUCCCCUGACUGGGUGGCCUCAGUGACAAGAGUCUUGUGAGCUGUCUUCACAGCCGGAGGCGCAUCAAUAAAUAUUUGAGAAAUGAAUCUUGGCUCCUGGCUCGGCAGAGCUGUUGUAAGCUUUAUAUCCCAGUGACCCUGUUAUGAUCCCUGCGAGUGACCCCCUGGCCUCUCUAAGUGGCCUCACCUCCCUAUGAUGCCCUGAAACCCAGUGGGUGGUUCCAACGGUGAAUUUGCUCCUCUGGUAAUUGCCAGGUUGGUAGUUCAAAUCCCCACCAGACCUGAAUUGGAAGAAAAGCCUGGCGAUCUACUUCUGGAAAAUCAACCAUUGAAGACACUAUAGAGCACAGUUCUAUUGGACAUACACAGGGGCACCAUGAGUCUGGGUUGACUCGAGGACAACUGGUGCUGGUAGCCUGCCCAUGCCAAGAGGGCUGUAAAAGAGGCAGUUUCUUAUCAGCACCACUACUUCUUCAGCCCCUGGCAAGGGGUUUGGGUCACAUGAUGAUGGGGACACAGAGGUGGGUCAG
Messenger RNA from Loxodonta africana (African savanna elephant), 2107 nucleotides. Its product is annotated as C-type lectin domain family 4 member G-like. The transcript has 9 exons. Gene Ontology annotation, molecular function: signaling receptor activity. The record is from RefSeq and is a predicted model, not a curated record. Lineage: Eukaryota; Metazoa; Chordata; Mammalia; Proboscidea; Elephantidae. Bases 299 to 1273 code for a protein of 324 amino acids.